This is a messenger RNA of Ooceraea biroi (clonal raider ant), 4887 nucleotides long. It is a transcript of the gene sl, whose product is annotated as small wing phospholipase C gamma 1. NCBI's taxonomy places the organism in Eukaryota, Metazoa, Arthropoda, Insecta, Hymenoptera, Formicidae. Gene Ontology annotation, biological process: phosphatidylinositol metabolic process; positive regulation of epithelial cell migration; release of sequestered calcium ion into cytosol. Gene Ontology annotation, cellular component: ruffle membrane. The record is from RefSeq and is a predicted model, not a curated record. Gene Ontology annotation, molecular function: protein binding; calcium ion binding; phosphatidylinositol-4,5-bisphosphate phospholipase C activity.
UCACGACACCGUACGAAAUGUGAGGUUACCUCCAGUUACCUCGCACCGGAAACAAUCAGAAGCCUCUAAUCAUCGGCAUGUAACGCGAGUUGCGGAUGAUACCUACACAUGAUAAGUGAAAUAUAUUUUUUUCUCGCAUAAUCAACAGUGCAUUGUUUCGGAGACAGUGUAAACAUAUAACUCUUCAAAAAUGAACGGAAUCAUUCCUGAGAUGGAACAAAUUAUUAGCCAGCUCGAAAGAGGUACUGUAGUGACCAAGUUCUUCUCGAGAAAGCGGCCAGAAAAGAAAACACUUAUGAUAAGGAGAGAAACUAGACAGAUCGUUUGGUCAAGAAGUGCAACAUUCAGACCUUUCGAUGGUUCAGUGGAAAUAAGAGAGAUAAAAGAAGUCAAAGUAGGGAAACAAUCUAAAGACUUUGAAAAAUGGCCUGAAGAUGCUAAGAGAAUGGAGAAUUUAAGGUGCUUCGUUGUAUAUUAUGGAUCAGAAUUUAAAUUAAAAACUCUUUCUAUAUCUGCUCUUAGUGAAAAAGAAUGUGAGCUGUGGGUUAAGGGUCUACGCCACUUGGUGCAAGACACUAUAAAUGCGCCGUAUCCUUUACAAGUUGAAAGAUGGCUUAGAAAAGAAUUUUAUGCGAUGGAAAGUUCUCGUGAAACAGUCACAUUGAAGGAUGUGAAAGCGUUUCUGCCUAGAGUUAAUUGCAAAAUCGCUACGAACAGACUCAGGGAAUUGUUUCAAGAGGUAGACACACGAAACCGGAAUGAGCUUGGGUUUGACGAUUUUGUUAUCCUAUAUCAUAAACUGAUGUUUGAUCAGAACAAUCUUGGAGACUGGCAUAAACUGUCGAAUUAUUCCAAAACCGGGCAAACCGUUACACUCCAGGAAUUCCAGAACUUUUUACUGACCGAACAGCAAGAUAGUUUGGGCAAUAAUGAAUCAGAGAUAUCGCGUUUUAUCAGGGAAUAUUUGCAAGAUUCUCAGAGGGAUAUACAAGAACCGUACUUUACUUUCUCAGAAUUUAUAGAUUUCUUGUUCUCCAAGCAAAACGAUGUCUGGAAUCAAAAAUUUAAUCAGGUUUCUCAAGACAUGACACGACCCCUCUCCCACUAUUGGAUAGCAUCGUCACAUAAUACGUACUUGAUGGGAGACCAGAUUAGCAGUGAGAGUAGCUGCCAGGCGUACGUGCGCGCACUGAGAGCAGGCUGCAGAUGUAUAGAGCUCGAUUGUUGGGACGGUCCAGACGGAAUGCCAUUUAUAUUCCAUGGGCAUACUCUCACGACGAAAAUCAAAUUUUUAGACGUCAUUAAAACUAUCAAAGAAUAUGCAUUUGCAACGUCCGAGUAUCCUGUUAUUUUAUCUAUCGAGGAUAACUGCACUCUGCCGCAACAACGUAAAAUGGCAACCACCAUGCAAGAGGUAUUCGGCGACAUGCUGUUGGUCCAACCGGUUGACAAGAAUGAGACCUGCCUACCGUCUCCGUACGCGUUGCGUAGAAAAAUUUUGCUGAAACACAAGAAGCUACCCGACGGCGUCGACGAGUCCUCGUUCCUCGUUCGGAAUGACGAGAGCAGGCAGGAGAUGGAUCUCAGGAACACCGUGAAAAAUGGAAUUCUUUACUUGGAGGAUCCCAUCGACAGAGAAUGGAAUCCUCAUUUCUUCGUGCUGACGCAGCAAAAAUUAUUUUACACCGGUACAUUUUCAAGAGCGCAAGAAACUGAGCACGACGACGACGAGGAGAGCGGCAUCGGGAGAUCGUCAGACAACGCGCCGAACGACGAAUUGCACUACGGAGAGAAAUGGUUCCACGGGAAAUUAGCAAGGGGCAGGGAGGAGGCUGAGGAGCUGCUGCAACACUAUUCCUAUCUUGGGGACGGUACUUUCCUCGUGCGAGAAUGUGUUACGUUUGUGGGUGAUUAUUGUUUGUCAUUCUGGCGUAAAGGAAAGGUGAACCAUUGUCGCAUUAAACUGAAACAAGAAAUGGGUCAGACGCAGUAUUAUCUUAUUGAUACCACUUGUUUUGACAGUUUGUACAGUCUAAUCACCCACUAUCGCAGUCACCCACUUAGAAGCCAAGAAUUUUUGAUUACUCUGCAAGAGCCGGUGCCUCAGCCAAACAAGCACGAAGAGAAAGAAUGGUGGCAUCCUGAAUGCACUCGAAUUGUCGCAGAAGAGAUGCUAAAGCGUAUACCCACCGAUGGCGCAUUCUUAGUGAGACCUAGCGAAAGGGAGAGCAAUUGCUACGCAAUUUCGUUUAGAGCGGAGAAGAAAAUAAAGCACUGUAAAAUAAAGCUCGAGGGGCGGCUUUACACCACUGGAUCCGUCCAGUUUGAGAGCCUGGUCGAAUUAGUCAGCUAUUACGAACGUCAUCCACUGUACAAAAAGAUCAAAUUGAGCUAUCCUGUUAACCAGGAUGUCAUUAGGCGAAUGGGGCUGGAUAAUGACGACGAAACUGUAUAUGGUAUCCCGGGAUACAUGGAUCCCACUAGCUUCACAUCAAAAGUCACAGUUAAGGCUAUUUACGACUAUAAAGCUAGAAGAGACGACGAGCUGACGCUAGUCAAGCAUGCUAUAAUUACUAAUGUCAAUCCGCAGAGUGGAGGAUGGUGGAGAGGUGAUUACGGUGGCAAGAAACAGCACUGGUUUCCUGCUAAUUACGUGGAACAAAUUGACCAACAGGAGAAUCAAGGAGAUUCAGCGGAUUCUAUGAUGCUCGGUAGCCUGCAGAAAGGUUCACUAGAUAUCAUGGGUGCUGUGGUGGAAUUGACGGUCGGGGAAAGGUCGGGUUUAGAGUGGAUUUUAAGGAUACAGAAUCCUAGUAUGUGUUCAGUCUUCGAGGUCGGCACCCCCUCGAAAGAUAUUGCGUCGGAGUGGAUGAUCAGUAUCAAAGAGACUGCACAAAAUGCCAGCGUUAGAGAAAGCCAGCACAAGGAAAUGGAGAGAGCGUGGAGAAUAGCCAAGGAAAUGUCGAAUCUUAUAGUAUACUGCAGAUCGGUCGCGUUUAACAUCGAGCGAAUAAGAACGAAAGGAUUCACGUUUAACGAGAUGAGCAGCUUCCCAGAAACGAAGGCUGAGAAGCUAAUGUGUCAGCAGGAGAACAAAUUUUUCAUAAAGUAUCAUCAGGUGCAGUUCAGUAGAGUUUAUCCGAAGGGACAACGCAUCGAUUCGUCGAACUACAAUCCCGUACCGAUGUGGAAUUCCGGUUGCCAGAUGGUAGCUUUGAACUAUCAGACUGGCGAUAAAUCGAUGCAAUUGAACCAAGCGAAAUUUCGCGAGAACGGCACUUGCGGUUAUCUGCUGAAGCCGGAAUUCAUGUUCAACCACGAGUUCAAUCCGUACGACAAAAGUACGCUGUACGGAUUUGAAUCGCUCAAGAUUAGCUUGAAAAUUAUCGGGGCGAGGCAUUUAAUGAGAUCGGGGAGAGGCACUGCCAGUCCAUCCGUCGAAGUCGAGAUUCUGGGUGCGGAUUUUGACUCGGGAACGAAAUUAACAACGAAGACCAUACCGGACAAUGGAUUUAAUCCGAUGUGGAACGAAACGUGUGAAUUUGAGAUAUUCAAUCCGUAUUUCGCUCUCAUACGGUUUUUAGUGUUAGACGAAGAUAUGUUUGGUGAUAGUAAUUUCAUAGGACAAGCUACUUAUCCAGUACGUUGUUUAAGAACAGGAUACAGAAGUGUUCCACUGAAGAAUGUGUAUAGCGAAGAUCUUGAGCUUGCUUCCUUGCUAGUGCAUAUUACUUCAUCGACACAUGUUUACGCGUAAAAUAUAUAUACAUAUAUAUCAGUGGAGGAUCAAGUCUGCGUUCGAGUAUUUUACGUACAGGCUAGCGAAACUACCAAAUUAAUGCGUAAGUACCUUACACAAAUAACUCAAUAACUUUUUUAUUCCUCUAUAUUAAUAGAUCUACGUGUUCCAGACAAUAAAGAAAUUAACAUCACAGUCGGCAUCACGACGGCGUAGAAAUUAUGUAUAUUAAGGCAAACAUAUCGUUGGAAGACUGUAUAUUCAUGUUGAACUUUGACAAGAUAGGGUAUGCGCUAUUGCAAAAAUUUAUUGGAGACGUUUCUCUACAUGAUCGGAGAUGAAAAAUUAAACGAUUAAAUAUUCUGAUAUAUUCUCUUAUCGAAAGCAUAGAUAGUACGUAAAAAGAAUAGCGAGAUAGAAAAAGAAGAAGCUAAAACCUUACCCAACUCGAAAGGCUCUAAUGGGAACUAGACAAUAUACGCACACGUGAUUUAGAGUAAAUAGGUUUUCUCGAUUUUAUCCAUAUUACUGGCUCCGAGAACUCUCUUACAAGUUCAUUUUACUUCGUUUUAUAUGCGACUUUGAAUAAUUUAUAUUAUACAAUUACGAUGACAUCGAUUUGUUAGUCUUCUAUAGAAUUACAUAUCAUGUAACGACUGAACAAUCUUCCUUCUUGUUUAGGAAUUAGUUUAUCGAGGAUUUCACCGUGUAUUUUAUAUUUAUGAUGUUAAUAUAUGUACAUGUCUAGCUGUGCUUUUAAUUAAUUAAUCGAAGGGAUAGCUGUUUCGCGUAACGAGAGAAGAGUUGUGAAUCAAAAGGGGGAAAAAACGGUGAUGAAAUGCCGAAGGAUUAGCGUCACACUGUAUACUAUGUCUGCUUCCAUGUUGGAUUCUGUAGAUGUUGAUAUUAUAGUGUGCAAUAAUAGUAGACAACGUGACAUAUCGUAUGCUUGCCUACGACGUUCUAUGGCUGUUGACACAAAAAUUAUAAAAAGAUAUCAAAUCUAAAACAUGUCAAUUUGCGUAACUGACGUACGACUAGUAGAAUGCGUCUCGCAGAGUCUCGUUACAGCUAGAUAGAAUAGGGACGAUGCUUUUAUUCUCUCUAGUCUAAAGUGCAUAAUAAGUACGUAUCGUUGACGACAAAAA